Messenger RNA from Etheostoma spectabile (orangethroat darter), 2331 nucleotides. RefSeq names its product interleukin 17d (gene il17d). The coding region runs from base 662 to 1291 and encodes 209 amino acids. Gene Ontology annotation, cellular component: extracellular region. The transcript has 2 exons. Lineage: Eukaryota; Metazoa; Chordata; Actinopteri; Perciformes; Percidae. Gene Ontology annotation, biological process: inflammatory response. The record is from RefSeq and is a predicted model, not a curated record. Gene Ontology annotation, molecular function: cytokine activity.
UUCAAGUGAAGUAGAUUGGUGGGAAGCCAAGAUCCACACACUGCCAAUAGUCUGGACAUCCCACUCCCGUCAGGAGCUGCUCUCAUGAACGCUGGUCUCUUUCUUUUAUUACCAGAUGUCUACGAGGGGACUUGUUUCGUUGGUUUGACUUCUACUCGUUCUGAUCACCCUGGAAGCCCCUGUUCCUGUACGGACAAACACUUCCAUCGGGUUUUCCGCAGACCUCGGUGGAGAAAAGCAGCAGGAAAACAAUCGUGGUGGCAUUUUUAUCUUCUUAAACAGAACGCAACAGGUGUGAAACCGCCAACUCGGUAAUUACUUUUAACUGAAGUAGUUAUUACUCUUGACGACACUGUGGACGUGGUGUACCAAAAAUGUCUCCUUAGUUUCCCUGGCGGCGCGCCUGCUCCUCGGUUUCCAAGACAGGGCUGUGGACUGUUCGCCUUCUGCUGACUCCCCAACGCUUCCAACAUUUCACUGGAUUAUAACCGAGGAAAGUAACACGUUUACGAUUAACGCUGUUAUUAACUGAGAUCAUUGGGUUCCAGUAUUCUACUUGUCGCAUUUGGCGAAAGGCGAAGGCGUUAAAAGCGCGCUGAGAAAACCUUUUUCAGUGGAUACACGCAUUUUGGCCCAGUACCGUACCGAGAAGCGCACGGUGAUGGCGCAGCGGAUCCGCGUCCUGCUGCUGCUGCACCUGGCUGUGCUGCUGCUGGGCUGGCCGACUGGAGCGGGCCGGGUACGAAAAAAGGCCACCAGGUCCCGGUCUUGCCUGGACCUGCCGGAGGAGAUCCUGGAGCAGAUGUUUGGUCGGCUCUCGGUGGGAGUGAUGAGUGCUUUCCACCACGCACUGGAGCUGGAGCCGCAUGACAUGCUCAACCUGACUUGCCCGAGCUCCGCACGGUCCCCGACCGACAGCAAGACCCGCCUCCCGGUCAACCUGCUCAGCAUCUCCCCCUGGGCCUACAGAAUCUCGUACGACCCGGCAAGGUACCCCCGCUACGUCCCUGAGGCCUACUGCCUGUGUAAGGGCUGCCUGAUCGGGCCGUACGGUGAGGAGAGUGACCGGUACCGCAGCACUCCGGUCUACGCUCCCUCUGUCAUCCUGAAGAGAGCGGGCUCCUGUCUUGGCGGCCGCCACUCGUACGCCGAGGUCUAUGUCUCCAUCGCCGUGGGAUGCACCUGCGUGCCGCUGCUGGAGAAGGAGAGGGACGGCCAGAACAGCAACCAGAGCCUGGAGAGAGCAGAGGCCAAAGCCAAACAGCUCGUCUCUGCGGGGAAGAAAGUAUGAAGGAAGCUGGACUGUGGUACUCCAGAUAUGUUUUAUUUUAUUUUUUACACCUGAUGCACAUUUUUGGUCUUCGUCCUUCCCGAGUGACAUUUUUAUUAAUUGAAGGGUAUAUACCUGUAAAGUAGAAGCCCCCAUUAGUGUCCCGAAUCAAGCACACAUUAUAUAUUUGCAUGAUGAAUGGUUUAGUGCAGAGGUAGGCUACUGAUUAACAUCUCUGUUCAUUUUUGGGAAACGUUUUUCAUCUAGAAGCAAAUAAGGAUGUGAUUUGUUGUUUGGUUUGCUCUCAAAUAAGACUUAUUUUGCCUGCUUGCAUUCUUGGCUUGGUUAUGACACCCUAUGGACCCGAACUUGGUGAUGUCUUGACUACAGUUGCUGUUUUUGCUCAGGUUUUGAGAAAUGUAUCUGAGAUUUCUACACCAAAAAAAACCUUUACUUAUAAGGGUGGAGGCAGAAAUCUCAGAGACGGGUAUCUCAAAACCUGGACAAAUGAAAACCACUAUCAGCAUGGAUAGAGAAAUAAAUGAGAAUGUGUUUAUUUGUAUUUUGGGCGGACCAACAAAGUUAACACAAACAAAUAUUGACCAAUGGAAUAAAAUUCCUCAUUAUUAAUCAAUGAUCUGAUCAAUGCUGCCUCCUACAGAUGGUGAAAUACAACUGCAAGUUCAUUCGUUCUGACCCACUUGAAUAAUUUUGCAUAAAUAUUUAAUGUUUUUGAUAGAUUACUGACAAACUAUUUACCGAAAUUAAUGUCAAUCAAUUUUCCAUGGGUUAACAAGCCUAUGUGUAUGGGGAGUGGUGGCCUAAGAGUUAGAAAAGCAAGCUUGGGAAGGUUGUUGCCAGGAUAAAUCUAGGUGGGGAAAGUGAACCACGGUGUUUUCCCCUCUGUCAUUACCAGGUGCCGUUGAGCAAGGCCCUUAACCCCUACCACUCCAGUGGAGCUGCUCUAUGGCCAGCAGAUUUGACUGUGGCAGCUUCCAUGUGUGAAUGAGAUUAUGGCGUUCCUGCGAAAGAGAGCAUUGCUCUCCGUGCAAUCCCAACUG